UACUGACCAUCCAUCUCUUGCACAGGAAAAAUGAUAAAUUGUCGACUAUUGGUGGUGCUGGCGACGCUACUUGUUGCCCCACUGGCAAAUGGAUUAUAUUUUCACAUCGGCGAAACGGAACGCAAAUGCUUUAUCGAAGAAAUUCCGGACGAAACAACCGUAGUAGCCAACUACAAGGUAGAACUGUUUGAUCCCCGAUCCGGAGGUUUUAUGCCAUCUUCACCCGGCAUCGGAAUGCACGUCGAAAUAAAGGAUCCCGACGAUAAGACGAUUCUUUCCCGUGUAUACAGCUCUGAAGGUCGUAUUUCUUUCACCUCCCACAUACCGGGUGAACACGUACUGUGUAUGUAUUCUAACAGUACCGCAUGGUUCAGUGGAUCGCAGCUCCGGGUGCAUCUGGACAUUCAAGUCGGUGAACACACGAUCGAUUAUGCCAAUGUUGCACAAAAGGAAAAAUUAACUGAACUGCAGCUACGCAUCCGUCAGCUUUUGGACCAGGUGGAUCAAAUUACCAAGGAACAGAACUAUCAGAGAUACCGUGAAGAACGCUUCCGGCAAACGAGCGACAGCACCAAUCAACGCGUCCUAUGGUGGUCCCUUGCCCAAACGCUGGUACUACUAAUCAUGGGAUUCUGGCAGAUGAGGCAUCUGAAGAGCUUCUUCGAAGCGAAAAAAUUAGUCUAAGCUUAGCGAAUCGCACACGGCG
This is a messenger RNA of Anopheles maculipalpis, 706 nucleotides long. RefSeq names its product transmembrane emp24 domain-containing protein eca (gene eca). The transcript has 4 exons. The coding region runs from base 31 to 684 and encodes 217 amino acids. NCBI's taxonomy places the organism in Eukaryota, Metazoa, Arthropoda, Insecta, Diptera, Culicidae. Gene Ontology annotation, cellular component: endoplasmic reticulum-Golgi intermediate compartment; COPII-coated ER to Golgi transport vesicle; Golgi apparatus. The record is from RefSeq and is a predicted model, not a curated record. Gene Ontology annotation, biological process: intracellular protein transport; Golgi organization; endoplasmic reticulum to Golgi vesicle-mediated transport.